AUGUCGAAAACGUGUGACUCUACUCGUAAGAACCAGGGGGAAGGACAUGAUCACAUUAGGAUUACAAGGCUUCCGUCAGAGCUGUUCCAGUUGAACUUCUCUCGGGUGCAUUGGUUCGUUCUCUCCGAUGACGACACCUUCUUUGUGCUCGACAACCUUGUCCAGGUUCUCUCAAGGUAUGAUCACCGGGAGUUUUACUACAUAGGUGGCUUAUCUGAGAGUCAUCACCAGAGUGUGCUGGGCUUCUCAACCAGCAUGGCGUUCGGGGGAGCAGGAAUUGCAAUGAGCUACGCGCUGGUGGAAGCACUAGAGAAAAUCCAGGACGAUUGGAUCAUAAGGAACUAUCAUAUCUGGGGUGUCGAUGGGAAGCUGCAAGCUUGCAUGGCAGAGCUCGGUGUGCCAUUGACAAUUGAGAAAGGAUUCCAUCAGAUGGACUUGCACGGAGAUGUUAUAAGUUUCUUGGCUUCACAUCCCCACUCUCCGCUGGUCAGUCUGCAUCACAUGGACGGAUUCAAUCCAAUAUUUCCCGGGAUGAGUCGAAAGGAGGCGCUGGACCAUCUCUCCUCUGCAAUCCAGUCGAAUCCAUCAGCUGUUCUUCAACAGUCGUUCUGCUACAACCAGGAGUUUCGCUGGAGCCUCAAAGUCGCGGAUGGUUUUUACAGCAGAUACCUCAGAGGAAACAGUUCAAGCAAGUGUCUCCUUGAGGAUCCUCUAGCAAAGCUCGAGACGAGCCGGAUUCAGAUACACGUCCAUAUGUUCAUGUCUGGAGAGCUAAAUCAGGUGUCACGAUUACAGCUUCAGGUCGCAGUCACUCUCACUGCUAUUGCUUGCCUCACCAACGAUGCUUCCCACCUCCUCCAGCUUGGUAUUCUUUUUUCUUUCAGCAAGGACAUUGGUGGUCGACUGAUCCAAGCAAGGUAA
Selaginella moellendorffii is the source of this 921-nucleotide messenger RNA. RefSeq lists its product as uncharacterized. Lineage: Eukaryota; Viridiplantae; Streptophyta; Lycopodiopsida; Selaginellales; Selaginellaceae. The record is from RefSeq and is a predicted model, not a curated record. The transcript is spliced from 6 exons. The coding region runs from base 1 to 921 and encodes 306 amino acids. Gene Ontology annotation, molecular function: acetylglucosaminyltransferase activity.